AUGCAACGGAUUACGAGUUACUCAUACCCUUCCAAUGUGGCGACCAGUACCAGAUAUGCCUCGACACAUGCCAGCAGUUCUGCCUUCAGUGCCUCUGCGAACCCCAAUGAGGACUGGACCAAGAUCUCCGACCUUGCUGAAAGACGGCGAAUCCAGAAUCGCAUUGCACAGCGAAACUAUCGCAAGAAGCUGAAGAGAAGAUUGGAAGAUCUGGAACGCCGCGCUGGAUCUUCAUCUGCCUCUCCUGAACAAUCACAUUCUGAGCUCGCAACUCCACCUCCCCGGGAGUCGACUCAGAUCAAGUCUCAGGCUAUGGGCCGCCAAACGUCAAGAUCAAGUGUAUCUCAGGACGUCCAAAGAGGUUCGCCAGAGUUACUCCCCCUAGACGACCAUUCAUCUCUUUUCGACACUCCAGCAACACGCCAUCUAUCGAUGAACUCAACUCCAGCGUUCAGUUUCUCUUCAUAUCCCCCUACCACCGCCUAUCUACAGUAUGAGCAACAACAGCCAGUCACCUAUGACUCUCAUCCAUACUAUUCAACUUAUUCUUAUCCCGCGGAACUCACGGCCUCGACGUUACCCCCAACAUUACCGACCAUGCUUCCGUCGACGUACGGCAAGCAAGAGCAUCUGUUCGCAGAUGAAGACUUGAUGAGCCCGUUCAGUAUGAAUUAUGCUUCAUUGGCUGGUCUAGAAUUGCCUUCGAAUCAAACAUAUUCGGGGGCCAACUCUCAUACACCACCGCUCACAGAUCCAUAUUCAUUGGACUCGGCACACAACUCGCCCAACUACUUCGACGUCCCGCUCACACCCGUUUCGAGAACGGCGAGCCCGAAUUUUCAUCUCUACGACAUCAGCUGUAACUGA
This is a messenger RNA of Exophiala bonariae, 867 nucleotides long. RefSeq lists its product as uncharacterized. The transcript has 3 exons. The record is from RefSeq and is a predicted model, not a curated record. Gene Ontology annotation, molecular function: DNA-binding transcription factor activity. NCBI's taxonomy places the organism in Eukaryota, Fungi, Ascomycota, Eurotiomycetes, Chaetothyriales, Herpotrichiellaceae. Gene Ontology annotation, biological process: regulation of DNA-templated transcription. Bases 1 to 867 code for a protein of 288 amino acids.